AUGGAUCAAAACAAUAUUAUAGAGUGCGGUGGAUUUUAUUUUAUUCAUAAUUUUGACUCUGGAAAUCUCGGUCAUGUAGAAAGGGUGCCUACGGAGCUAAUAGCUCCAUCUGUGAACCCAAAAACAAAUUUAUCAGAAACACCUGAUUAUGAAUUCAACUUGUGGACUCGGCCCGACUGUGCGGGCACUGAGUUUGAGAAUGGGAAUCGCACCUGGUUCUACUUUGGUGUGCAAGCCAGUGAAGCUGGAGUACUGGUGCGGUUAAAUCUUAUAAACCUGAACAAGCAAGGCAAGAUGUAUAACCAGGGCAUGGCGCCGGUGACACGCACACUGCCAGGCAAGCCUCAGUGGGAGAGGAUCAGAGACCGUCCUGUACACUCGACGGACGACAAUACAUUCACCCUGAGCUUCAAGUACAGAACAUCAGAGAACCUGAAGGCGACCACAUUCUUCGCGUUCACGUACCCGUUCUCGUUCGCUGAGCUGCAGAUAGCGCUCAACUCCAUCGACCUGAAGAUGCUGCCACUGCCACCGCCGCAAUCACCAGACGACAUCUACUACGUUAGGGAAUGUCUCAUUUAUUCUUUAGAAGGGCGGCGUGUAGAUCUUUUAACGAUCACGUCUCACCACGGAAUCACAUCAGAAAGAGAGGAACGGCUAAAGAACUUGUUCCCAGACAACCAGGAGAGACCACACAAGUUCGUCAAUAAAAAGGUGAUAUUCAUAUCAGCUCGAGUACAUCCAGGAGAAACUCCUUCAAGCUUCGUAUUCAACGGAUUCCUGAACCUUCUACUCACAAGGAACGACCCCAUAGCGAUUCAGUUGCGGAAGAUCUACGUCUUCAAAAUGGUCCCUUUCCUCAACCCUGAUGGGGUCGCUCGUGGUCACUACCGAACUGACACCAGGGGGGUCAACCUAAACCGGGUCUAUUUGAACCCCUCAUUGGCCCUGCAUCCUACUGUGUACGCUUCAAGAGCAUUGAUUAGGUAUUACCACUACGGCUCUGAAAAGGAAGAUUUGAUGGACGAGAGCAAGAGCUACACGUCGCGGAGUAUACAGAACAUCUCAGAGAGUUCCGAGGUGAUAGAUACCAAGAAGAAGAAAGGCAACAGUAACCCACAGCCGUACAAAGGAGGCGAUUACUACAAGAGGGAGAAGCACCCGAAGCCGAUGACUAGUCAGAAGUCUUCCACCACAAUCAAACCUCCUUCAACCUCCUCCGACAACUCUAAGAAAGAGUUCAAGUCACUCAGUGGAGAGGCCGCGCAUUUGGCUGAACAGGUAUACGACAUGAAACUACAAGAGCAGCCAUCACAAACGAGCGACACGUCCUCAAAACCAUCAAAUUCAAACAUAGAUGAGUCACCGUCACUACUGAACGAUAACAUGUUGAGAACAUGUUUGGGAUCCACGGUCCACUUGAGUACCAGCGAAGAGCUCAACUUCCAUGGCUCGAACCCACUGCGACCUCUCCGUGAUACCCUCAAGAAUAGUAUCAGUUUGCUCAUGGAGUCUAACACCUCUGUGACUGGCGACAGUGCACUAGGCAGCAAGGAGUCUCGCCAGUCGAAUGUGAAGAUGGGCUGGUGCAUGGACUGUCGCCUGGCGGUGUCCAAGCUGGAGGAUACCAUGCCUGGCAUCACUGGGAUGGUUCCUGGAUACAACGUCUCAUUGGACUCUGACGCCUCGUCAUCACCUGCGCUCAAGGAAGAGAACCUACACUUUUGCACCAAUUGCUUCAAGAGAUACGUAAUUACAGAUUCCAAUGAAGAAAUUAAGGUAUGUAGCGUGGUGUCGACGACGAGCGUGGCAGUGUCGGCCGCUGACAGCGCCGACCAGCGCACUGACUCCCACUCCAGCGACAAGCUCACGGGCACCGGGGACGUACUACUCGUGCCUGUCAAUCCUUCACCAAAAGAAGAAAAACCGAAGUCCCCGACAAUAAAGGCUGGCAAGAAGAAAGGCGCUCCCGUACCUACCAACACCACGGCCAGUAGCAAUAGCAACCCUGUGCCUAAGGCCGGGCCCAAGGAGGCCGACUCCGGCCUCUACUUGUACAUAGACUUACAUGGACAUGCUUCUAAAAAAGGUAUAUUCAUGUACGGCAAUCAUUUCGACGACCUGGAGAGCUGUGUGGAGUGCAUGUUACUGCCUCGCAUCAUGUCCAUGAACAACCUGCACUUCCACUUCUCUUCAUGUAACUUUACUGAGCGGAAUAUGUAUCUCAAGGACCGGCGCGACGGCAUGUCCCGCGAGGGCUCGGGGCGCGUGGCGGUGUUCAAGGCGACGGGGCUGGUGCGGUCGUACACGCUGGAGUGCAACUACAACACGGGCCGCCUCGUCAACGUGCUGCCGCCCGGCGUGCGCGACGCCGCGCCCGCGCCCGCGCCCGCCGCGCCGCCGCCGCCCAAGUACACGCCGCACAUCUUCGAAGAGGUGGGUCGUUCCCUGGGCGCGUCGAUCCUGGACCUGACGGGGCAGCACCCCAACUCCCGCAUCCCCUGCUCCGAGCACCGGAACCUGUCCGCCGUCAGGGAGUGGCUGCGGGCUCAUACCAGGACCAUGCGGCCACAGCUCACGAUGUCACGGCUCCGGCCUAAGACCACGUCCCCGCCUCGCGUGCCGCUGUACGCGCGCUCCAAGGGCAAGGUGACUGAGGAACGCAAGGAGAACACCUACGUCGGCGCCAAGACUGACUCUGAGCGCAAGCGGAGCCCGCCAGUACUGGCGCCGCGGUCCGGCCACGACAUCAUGAACCUCGGCAUGAAGUUCAGCAAGAAGAACGAGCCCGUCAAGACCGCCUCCCGGACUAGAUACUUGAGCGAAAACGAACCCAAACCCAAAACGUUAUCGACCAAACGAAGAAAUAUUCUAGCCAUCCGGAAACCGAACUCGAGUAAGACCGCGGUGGGCGGCGUCGUGAAGACGAAGGCGAGCCGGCGGUCGGCGGACGACGCGGAGAGCCCGCGCACGUCCAUCGUGUCGGGCAAGCUCAGCAAGCGCAGCUACUCGCGCUCCGUGCGCGGCUCGUCCACGCGCAGUCGCGCGCUGGCCUCGUCGUCGUCCGACGAGCUGCUGGCCGGCGCCUGGGAGGACGUGGCGGGCGGCACGGCGCUGGGCGCGGCCGACGGCCUGGCGCUGCCCGCCAAGCGCCGCCCCUUCCCCGCGCCGGCGCCGCCGCCGCACCUCAAGAAGAUCCGCCUCAAGCAGGCCAUGUAG
This is a messenger RNA of Spodoptera littoralis (African cotton leafworm), 3219 nucleotides long. The record is from the annotation of a GenBank genome assembly. Lineage: Eukaryota; Metazoa; Arthropoda; Insecta; Lepidoptera; Noctuidae.